UCGAAUUCACUAACACGCUACGCAAGGGAACGAAGCUGUGGUUGUUGCACGUCGGCAACAUGGUGGCCGAUGAAGCUUUCUUCAUUACAGGCGCCAGUGCAUCCACGGCCAGCAACCCCAACCCAGAAAAUGCUCGGCGUUCUCUAGUCAUGAUCUCGGUUCUCAUCUACCAUCCCGAAGAAGGUUUGAUUCUCUUUGAGACCGGCGCUGGAAAAGACUACCCCAAGGUCUGGGGACCACAGCUCGUGGAUCUGUUUGCCAGAGAAGGCUACACCGAAGACAUGGAGUUGGAUGCCCAGAUCAAAUUGACAGGCAACGAUAUCAAGGAUGUCAAAGCCGUCAUCAUUGGUCAUCUGCAUAUCGAUCACGCUGGCGGCCUCGAGCACUUCCGCAACACCGACGUACCCAUCUACACCCAUGAGCUGGAACUCAAGCAUGCGUUUUACAGUGUGGCGAGCAAGACCGAUCUAGGCGCCAGUCUUGGUUUUGCCAGAGGCAUCUUCCUACACCAUUGUCCCGGCCACACGCCUGGUCUAUGCAUCGCGCAAAUCAAUCUGAAAGACAGCGGUACCUGGGUCCUCACGUCAGAUCAAUACGUUGUUCAAGAAAAUUACGACUCAUUAGCCCCACAGGGAUGGCUGACCCGGGAUCAUCACUCAUGGUCGCAGUCCAACCAGAUGAUACACUUCUUACAGAAAACCACAGGAGCCAAAUUGAUCUUCGGACACGAUAGAGAGGUUUUGAUGCGGUACAAGUUGGCCCCAAGCUACUACGCU
Messenger RNA from Aureobasidium uvarum, 776 nucleotides. Lineage: Eukaryota; Fungi; Ascomycota; Dothideomycetes; Dothideales; Saccotheciaceae. The record is from the annotation of a GenBank genome assembly.